UUUGUUGGAUAAAAACAUGAUCCACCCAAACAAACCAGAUAAAAGAGAAACCAAAGAACUCACUAAGUAGCGUCCAAACAGAGCCUUUCACCCAAGCGGAAGCUUAAGAUACAGAUAUGACUAUAUGAGAUAACCUUCCGUACCUUUAUAUACUCAGUAAUACACUCGAGUGUACUCUAUAACAACCCACCCUUUAAAGUCUCUUCAGAUAUCUAAUACCAAAUGUACUCUAAAGAUACGUUUCAGACAUCAACAGAAGAAGAAACCCAAGUGCAUGUCAACGUUUGGAGAGACAGAGAAAGUGAAAGAGAGAGUAAUGUUAUGUGUAUAACAGUUCAUACAGUUGCAGAAAUGUCAGUCGGCUUCGAUUGGCACGAGAAAGAGUGUUAGCUAAAGCGUACUUUUCAACUUUGCUUUCUCCGGCCACCGUGAAAAAUGUCGCCGGUGGCGAGAACAAAGAGCUCGAAUGUGGUGGAGGGUAAGAAUUAUCCUGCUCCACUUGCUUCCCAUGAAGAUGUUGUCAAAGACCCUACUGUCUUCUGGGACACUCUCAGGCGCUUCCAUUUUAUGAUGACAACCAAAUUUAUGAUUCCUGUGAUUGGUGGGAAGGAGCUAGAUUUGCAUAUUCUUUAUGUAGAGGUUACAAAGAGGGGUGGCUAUGAGAAGGUUGUUGCGGAGAAGAAAUGGAGAGAAGUGGGUAAUAUUUUCAGGUUCUCUGCAACAACAACAAGCGCUUCUUUUGUAUUGAGGAAACACUACUUUAGUCUUCUUUACCAUUAUGAACAAGUUUACUUCUUUAAGCUACAAGGUCCAGUGUUUACUCCAACAGUUUCUUUUCCUGCUAGCAACCCUUCGUGGAGACCUGAAUUGGCUCUAGUAGAAUAUUCCCCCAAAAAAACUAAUGAUCAUCCAGAAGGUCCAGAACCACUUAAUGAAGGCACUUCAUGCUUCUCAGCUAUUGGAACAAUUGAAGGAAAAUGCGAUUGUGGUUACUUGGUGUCUGUGAAAUUGGGCUCUGAGAUUCUUAAAGGAGUACUUUAUCAUCCGGAGCAGCCAGAUUCUUCUACCUCAAUUCCAGACUCUAACAGUGCCAUUGUACCAUACACCUCCAAACGUCGCCAUUCUGGUCAGAGGAGGAGAAGAAGUAGAAGAAGGGGAGACCCCAAUUAUCCAAAACCCAAUAGGAGUGGCUAUAACUUUUUCUUUGCCGAGAAGCAUUACAAGCUCAAGUCUUUGUACCCAAACAGAGAAAGGGAGUUCACAAAGAUGAUUGGCGAGUCAUGGAGCAACCUCAGCGCUGAAGAAAGGAUGGUUUACCAGAACAUUGGGUUGAAAGACAAAGAACGAUAUAAGAGAGAAUUGAAAGAGUACAAAGAGAAAAUGAUCAGUCAGACCAUGGAACUUGGAAGUUGAGACAGCUGACUAUUAUAAGGGAUCAAGAAUUGUGGAAAGGCAGCAAAAGCAAAAGAAUUUUAACUCAACUUUUUAAGUUGUACCAUAUUUACAUACAUAUGUGGUAGACUGUUAGGCAAUUGCAAUUCUUGCAUUGCAUGCAUAUUGAUGUUUUGACAGGUGUUCUAAUUCUUAGUAUUUUAGCUUUGAUACUAAGCGGCUGAUUACUAUUAAGCUCCUCACUCACUCUAGUAGUUUUUGAGGGGAAAGGUUUAUAGAAAAUUAAUCAUAGUCUAGACUCUAGAAAACAGACUUGUUUUCCUUAAAGUGAGUACAUUUUCUGUUAUUUGGUUUGCAAGAACUCGAGCAAGUAAAUGCCCUUAAGUUGUUUCACAA
Molecule: messenger RNA, 1788 nt
Organism: Quercus robur (English oak)
Lineage: Eukaryota; Viridiplantae; Streptophyta; Magnoliopsida; Fagales; Fagaceae
Product: high mobility group B protein 9
Exons: 7
Coding region: 436-1413 (325 amino acids)
Molecular function (GO): DNA binding
Source: RefSeq, a predicted model, not a curated record